AUCAUCGCCUCCCGGGCCAGCCUCCCUUCCAUCGCCAUAUUGGGCCACUGGGGGGGAAAGAGGCUCGUCCUGCGCCCGCCCCUCGCGGCUUCCCCGCCUUGUUUUUCUCCUUCGGAGGAGCGUUGACAUCGGGCGCGGCGGGGCAGGAGCCUUUGGGCUUCCCCGCUUCGGUCUUCCUUCUUCUGCCCGGGGCGGGGGGAGGCUCGGCUUAUGCGCGGCGCGGCGCAGGGAGCGCCCCGGCUCCGCGGCGAUGUCGACGGUGCGCGUCUCGAGCGGGAGCCCGACGCUGGAGCGGAUGGAGGCGCGGCAGGCGGAGGGGGCGCCCAAGCCCUCGGCCUGCCGGAGCCUCUUCGGCCCCGUGGACCACGCCGAGCUGGCCCGCGAGCUGCGACGGCACCGCCGCCAGGCCGAGGAGGCCGCCCAAGCCCGGUGGGAGUUUGACUUCCUCCGCGAGCAGCCCCUCCGAGGGCCCGAGCCGCGCUUCGAGUGGCGCGCCCUGCGCAAGGACGCCCUGCCCGACUUCUACAGCCGCCCGCCGCGGCUCGCCCGCCGCCCCGCAGCCAGCCCGCCCCGCAGGCACCACUGCAAGGGACUCUCUGCGCACAACCAGGAGGAGGAGGAAGAAGAGGAGGAGGAGGAGGACGGGGUCCCCGAGGCAGCACGAGCGGAGGAGGGCCAAGGCCCGCCCAGUUCGAGGAAGCGGCCCGUCUCGGACGAUUCAUGCCUGCCAAACAAAAGAGCCAACAUGACAGAAGAGGCAAUUUCAGAGGGCUCUCCCAGUGCCAGCUCAGUGGAACAAACGCCCAAGAAAUCAAGCCCAAGGCAUCGUCAAACGUAAAUUGCUCAUGAGAAUAAAGAACAUUUGUUUCCUUGUUCUUUGGAGGCAUUGGGUUCAUGAAGCAAGGAAGAUGCAGAGUUUAUAUACGGAAGAAAAAAAACGUAUCACUGCUUCUCCAUGGAAUGGAGAACUUAUCAAAGCACUGAAAGAAAUCUGUCUUUGAAUAACACUAAAGUCAGGCACUCUUAAAAGAUCUGCCUCUUAAAGCAUUGGAUGUAGCAUUCUGCAAUUAGGUUUUUCCUCAUUUGCUUCAUUGUACUACCUGUGUAUAUAGUUUUUACAUUAUGUAGCACAUAAACCUGCAUCUCUCCCUCCCAUCUUUCAGUUGGUUUGUUUUGGGGAGGGGUGGAUGUCAUAAAAGGAGAUGGGUUCAAAAUUUGCUUCCAAAACCUAGCAGGCAAAGAGUUUUAUGGAGAGAAGCAGCACAUGUCUAUUUCUUAAAGAUGUCUUAUCCCAUUUAAUGGAGUCCAAGAAAAGCAAAUACAUGUUAACACUGGCUACAGCAGAUUGAGGUAAUUUGCUGGAGAAAUUUCUAGCAAUUUUUAUAUUUGCUAAAUUCCACUAAAAUGAAUGAGAUAUGUGGAAAAGCAGAUUCAUUUUAGGGGACCUUAUGCAAGAGGGCGAUUGUGUCCUAAAUGUUUUUGAGGAACUUUGUUUCCAUUAUGUAGCAGCAUCAAGGUCUCCCUACUUGGAACCCUUUACAUAUUCUUUCCUAAUAAUUUUGGUAUCUCUGUUACUUUAGAUAUUUUUUUGAGAAAUAAUUUAAAAUCCCUGCUCUGCAUAGAAUGGAGAGGAGAACAGGAAAACCCUGAACUUCAGCCUCUCUUCAUCUCACUCACUUCUCUGAUGUUCAUGGGUGGGUUAAAAAAAAGGAAAACGACAUCUUUAAACAGUAUUUUUAUAAUGCCUUGUUUUUUUAAAAAAAAUAAAUUUUUGAAAUGUACCUGUGUACAUAACUUUGUAAAAACACUGAAAAAUUAUACUAACUUAUUUAUGUUAAAAAGAUUUUUUUUAAUCUAGAAGAUGUUUUCCCAUAAAGCCAAAGUGGCAUGCGUUUUUUGUGCAUUUGUAAAUGCUCUCCUUGGUAGGGUUUUUUAGAUUAUAUUUGGGGGGUUGUUUUGUAAUUAAUAUGGCUGUGCUUAAAUGAUUGCAGACUGAGCCAAUUUAAUUUUUGUGUGUGUGAAGACAUUUGCCAAUUGAUAUUGUUCCACAUCAAGCAAUCAAUAAAUAAAACUGCCAUAUAUAAAUAAAGAAAUAUCUAUCUAUAUGUA
Molecule: messenger RNA, 2109 nt
Organism: Anolis sagrei ordinatus
Lineage: Eukaryota; Metazoa; Chordata; Lepidosauria; Squamata; Anolidae
Gene: CDKN1B
Product: cyclin dependent kinase inhibitor 1B
Biological process (GO): G1/S transition of mitotic cell cycle; negative regulation of cell population proliferation; negative regulation of mitotic cell cycle
Cellular component (GO): cytoplasm; nucleus
Molecular function (GO): cyclin-dependent protein serine/threonine kinase inhibitor activity; protein-folding chaperone binding
Source: RefSeq, a predicted model, not a curated record